CUUUACUGUAACUUUUCACAAAGUAUGUAGAUAUGUGGUUUUUCUAUUUCUGAUUCUGAAUAUUUUUGGGCGAUAUGCUACCGCUCUUUGGGACCAUGCCGAAUGGCGUCAGUCUGCCAAAUCACCCCAAUUUCCUGAAUCAAUUGGCGGCGGCGAUUUCCACGGCAGCCACGGCCACAACUGGCAACAGUGGGUCAGUGGGCCCCACUGGACAAUCGCCACAGAAGCAGCCGCCCAAAAUGGGAAAACCACAACAGUUGCAGCAGGGCAGCGCCCCCAUGGAUCUGGAGAACGAAAACGAGCACGUUCCGGAUGUGACUUCGACCACGAGUCUGAAGGACAAGCUGGCGGCCACUUCCUCCACGCUUUCCCUUGCGGAUUCGGCUCAGCUCUAUCUGAACGGCCUGAUGCACACACCGCAGGGAUAUUUGUAUUUUCCGACAGCCCAGGCUGCCAGUACAACAGCGGCUGGUUCCACACCGAGUUCGAGCAACACUUCAGCAGCAGUUGGUGCAGGUGGAAGCGGCGCGAAUGCCCAAAUGCUCAUGGAUCCCACGGCCAUGAUGGCAGCCGCCAUGCAGCAGAUGCAACAGAUGCACUAUGCGGCCGCAGCUGCUGCUGGAAUGCCCACAGAGGCUGCAACGGGAAUAGAAGCGGCCCUUGCGGCAGAUGGAACUGCCGCGGCUGGCCUCAAGGAGGUGAUCAAGACAAAGAACUGCAUCCUGUUUCCGCCAAACCCGAAUGCCCCACCGCCUACGAUCCGCGAGCGACCACCUGGAUGCAGGACUGUGUUUGUGGGAGGACUACCCGAAAACAUUACGGAGGAGAUUAUACGGGAGAUCUUUGAAUCAUGCGGGGAUAUCACAACACUCCGAAUGUCCAAGAAGAACUUCUGCCACAUCCGGUACCGCCAAGAGGCGGCCAUCGACCGGGCGAUCUAUCUAUCCGGUUAUAGAUUGCGUAUUUCGGCGCUGAACGAGCCCCCCAACUUUGGUCGCUUGCAUGUGGACUACGCCCAGGCGCGGGACGAUCAGUACGAUUACGAGUGCAGGCAACGUCAGUUGCAGCGGGAGCAGCGCCACCGGGAGCGCGUAUCGCUGGACAGGAUGCGAUCACAGUCGCCGCCACCGAUACCACACUAUACGGAUCACGAAGCAACGGCGGUGGCGGAGCAUCUGCGCGCCAAUGAUACCUUCGUGAAGGCCAUCCAGACCAUAACUGCCUGGCUGGAGCGUGGCGAUUGCACCAAGCGGAAUGCCAACGUCUUCUACUCAAUGAUCCAGAGCACACAUGCCCAUGUUCGAAGACUGCAUGCCGACAAGAUGCAACUGGAGGAGGAUCUGCGCAAGGCCAGGGAGAGCUAUCGCAAACAAAUGGGCACCAUGUCCACGCAAUUCACUCAGAUUGAAAAAGUGUUCAAUGCCGCUAGUCACAAGAAGGUUUGGGACCAUUUCACCAAAGCCCAAAGAAAAAACAUCGAUCAAUGGAAGAAGUUAGCCACGGAACUGCGAACUGUCCAGAUCAACGAUGACGACGAAAUGGAAAUCUCCGAUGAGGAGAGGGAUUAUGAGAAACGCAGCGCCAAGCGAUUUCGUUAUGAUAGCGAGAGCUUAAAGGAUGAGAAUGACUCUCUGCGUUGUCAACUGGAAGCCAUGCGCCACGAUAUGACGGUGGAGCGCAGUGAUUACGUCCAACGCGAGAAGCAAAUCAAGGUGCUCCAGGAAACCAUUCGCAACAUGCAGACUCAGCUUUUGCAGACCAAGUUGCGGGAGCAGAAGGACUCCAAGACCAUUGAUCAGCUCGAGAGAAAUCUUAAGGACGCGGGUGUUAAGCAACUUCUCUUGAAGACUAAGAUCAAGGAAACCGCUGACAAGUUAAAGGACAAGGAGGCCAAUAGUGCUGGCACUUCGAAUGCUUCCAAUAACUCGAAUCAUUACUAUACCAGCGAGGACUCGAGUGACUCGGAACCCACUGAGAUUAACCGGCCACAGUCGGAGCCAGAAAUCAUUGAGAUUGACAAGGACGAUGAUGUGCGCAUCAUAGAGCACCAAAGUGGAGUGGUGGAGAUCCACGAAAUUGAAGACGAUGACAAAGUCGAGCCCUCCAGGGCUACAGAGGUCGAAAAACCAAAGGAGUCAAUUACAGAUAGCUCUAAGUCAACAAGUGUGGAGGAAGAUCUUACCUCUUCCAGCCAAGAAACCACCCCCAAUGCUCCAGCUUUAAAGGAAGCCAAAAUAAUAGCUCUUGCAUCCGCCUAUCUGGUGCUGCAUCCCCGUGGCGUGAACUUGGCCAACAUAGCCAGCUACUUAAACGAAAUACUCUGCAACAGUGAUGCUCCCACUAACCAUGAUGAACUUGCCAAUAUACUCAGAAAGUACACAAAUCUCUAUAAACAGAAUCAGGCCAAGUGGCGCUUCUGUGGCUUCAAUGAACCAACCGAAUCUCCAGAAAAAUCGCCAUAGGGGGGGAACAGUAAAUCGUAAACUGGAGACUCAAAUAAGAUGACAAUUGAACGCUUUAAUUAUGUUACAACUAUAUCAUAAUGCAUAGCAACUAAGGGAGGAGCAAAGUGACAUGUUAACCAAUGGAAAGACGCAGGCUUUUCGCUGCAAUCCCAACCUAAUGAGACCAGUUCCAUUUUUAAGGGCAAGUACUCGUAGUUAACUCUAUCAGAAGAAAGACACCACAAACUAACUACCGUUUCAAUUAUUUAAAAAAAAAACAUCUCAACCUUAAGAACACAUAUACACCUAAGCUAAUUGAAUUCAAUAUAUACAAUAUAUAUAUACAUCAAUAUUUUAAAAAAGCCGAGAGGCCGAGGGACGUGCUAAUUAAAGUCAGAACUGCUUUUGUUGAACGAAAAGCAAAAGAACGGAACCAAAUAAAUUUUAUUCUAA
Molecule: messenger RNA, 2897 nt
Organism: Drosophila bipectinata
Lineage: Eukaryota; Metazoa; Arthropoda; Insecta; Diptera; Drosophilidae
Product: ecto-NOX disulfide-thiol exchanger 2
Biological process (GO): ultradian rhythm
Cellular component (GO): external side of plasma membrane; plasma membrane
Molecular function (GO): oxidoreductase activity; RNA binding
Source: RefSeq, a predicted model, not a curated record